This is a messenger RNA of Larimichthys crocea (large yellow croaker), 848 nucleotides long. It is a transcript of the gene commd7, whose product is annotated as COMM domain containing 7. The record is from RefSeq and is a predicted model, not a curated record. Gene Ontology annotation, biological process: negative regulation of DNA-templated transcription; tumor necrosis factor-mediated signaling pathway. Gene Ontology annotation, molecular function: NF-kappaB binding. The transcript is spliced from 9 exons. Bases 99 to 698 code for a protein of 199 amino acids. NCBI's taxonomy places the organism in Eukaryota, Metazoa, Chordata, Actinopteri, Sciaenidae.
UGCGCGUUGCAGAAGCAGGAAGCGUCACGCGCGCACAGAGCAGAGCAGCUCGCGCUGUUUCCGGUGGAAAUCAGCUGAUUCGGUGUAAACAAAGAAAGAUGCAGCUUCACUUCACCAAGGAGGUUCUGCCGGACUCUGUCGGCACCGACUACCAGAACCUGAACAAGCUGAACGAGCAGCAGUUUCAUCGUCUCAUCGAAAUUCUGUUCCAGUUCUUGUUGGAGCCCAAAGAGACCGAGCGGUUCAUGCAGCAGCUCAGUGAGUUUGCAGGGGAACAUGGGAUGAGCGCCGGUCCUCUGAGGAACCUGAUGAAGAGCGUCCUCCUGGUGCCACAGGGAGCCCUGAAGAAAAACCUGACAGCCGAGCUGAUCAAAGAAGACCUCGUGACGUUAGGGCUGAACGAAGACAAGGCGGCUCACUUUUCACACCAGUGGGCCGAGCACUACGCAGCGCUGUCCAGACUCGCCGUCAGACAGACUCUGAUGGUCAACCAGCUGGUGGACAUGGAGUGGAAGUUUGGAGUGACUGUUGGCACCAGUGAGGUACAGAAAUUGGGCAACAUCUUUCUGCAGUUGAAACUGGUGGUCAGGAAGGGGAAUUCCACUGAAAACGUCUACAUGGAGUUGACGCUCCCUCAGUUUUACAACUUCCUACACGAGAUGGAGAGAGCCAAGGCCAGCAUGGAGUGUUUCAGCUGAGUCUGUGUGUGUGUGUGUGUGUGUGUGUGUGUCUGUGUGUGGCGCUGACGCUGACCCCCCUAAGUGACUGAAGCUCGACACGAAAACAAGAUUUAUUUACUGCCAGACGUUUCUCCUCAGAUCUGCUAAUAAACACGGAUAAAAACACAA